AUGUUAUGUUACUAUGUGUUACUAUUGCCCUUUACUCUUUGUUUUGCAGAAUAUGAUGUGAGGGAUUACGGUGAUCUGCAUUUUCCGGAGGUGCAGAAUGAUGAACCCUUUCAGAAUGUGAAGAAUCCUCGCACGGUUGGGCAAGCUACAGAGAAAGUUGCUAAUGCUGUUGCAGAUGUUAAGAGGGAUGGAAAAAUUUGCUUAACCCUUGGUGGAGAUCACAGCUUGGCAGUUGGGACCAUCACAGGUCAUGCUAAGGUUCACCCUGAUCUGUGUGUUGUUUGGGUGGAUGCCCAUGCAGAUAUCAACACUCCAUCAACAUCACCCAGUGGCAAUCUACAUGGACAACCUGUCUCUUUCCUAAUCAAAGAGCUACAAAGCGAGGUGCCAGACAUUCCAGGAUUCUCUUGGGUGAAGCCAAGUAUAUCUGCCAAAGACAUAGUUUACAUUGGACUGAGAGAUGUAGACCCUGGAGAGCAUUAUCUUCUGAAGACUCUUGGGAUUAAGAGCUAUUCAAUGUCAGACGUGGACAGACUCACAAUAAAAAAAGUUAUGGAAGAAACUCUGGAAUAUCUAGUGGGAGAGAAAGAAAGGCCCAUCCACUUAAGCUUUGAUAUAGAUGGCUUGGAUCCCAGCGUUGCGCCUGCUACUGGUACUCCUGUUCCUGGAGGUCUCACCUACAGAGAAGGCAUGUACAUCACAGAGCAGAUUUACAAUACAGGCUUACUUUCUGCAGUGGAUAUGAUGGAGGUCAACCCAUCUCGUGGAGAAACAGAGAGGGACUCUAAGCUGACUGUAAACACCGCCCUCAAUAUGAUCCUAUCCAGCUUUGGGAAGGCACGAUCCUGA
Staurois parvus is the source of this 849-nucleotide messenger RNA. The record is from the annotation of a GenBank genome assembly. Lineage: Eukaryota; Metazoa; Chordata; Amphibia; Anura; Ranidae.